Molecule: messenger RNA, 1237 nt
Organism: Rhopilema esculentum
Lineage: Eukaryota; Metazoa; Cnidaria; Scyphozoa; Rhizostomeae; Rhizostomatidae
Product: U3 small nucleolar ribonucleoprotein IMP4
Biological process (GO): rRNA processing
Cellular component (GO): nucleolus; Mpp10 complex; small-subunit processome
Molecular function (GO): rRNA primary transcript binding; snoRNA binding
Source: RefSeq, a predicted model, not a curated record
AGUAACUGUUGCCAAAUGAUUACAUUUAGCGUGAAACACGUAGUUGCAACUGAGAACCGUCCUUUUCUAUAUGGCAAAGCUUAUAAAUCAGUGCCGCGGAACGAAACCCAUUGUAGUGCUUUCAUACGUAGACAAGCUUUCACCCUCGAUAUCAACCGGAUAACGACUGAAUCUCAAUCCGAGGCAAAGGGCCUAGUGGAAAGAAAAGAACUGAGAAAGUGGAAUCACGUUUUUGGUAUACUGCUGCGGUACUUCGAAACGACGAUGUUGAGAAGGCAAGUUCGUCUUAGAAAAGAGUACCUUUACAGAAAGUCUCUCGAAGAUCAAGAGAGGACCAUUCAUGAAAAGAAGAAAAAGUUAAAACGAGCAUUGGAUGAAGGUAAACCCAUUCCCACAGAACUACGUAGGGAUGAGUCCGAGUUGAGGAAAAUGAUGCAGUUUGAUGACCUGCAACACGACAAGGUUGAAAAUCACAUUGACGAUGAGUACAAAUGGGCUGGUGUUGAGGAUCCAAAAAUAAUGGUCACUACAUCACAUGAUCCUAGUUCAAGGUUAAAGCAGUUUGCCAAGGAAAUAAAGCUGAUAUUCCCAAAUAGCCAAAGAUUAAAUAGAGGAAAUUAUGUGAUUAGCCAGUUAGUAAGUGCUUGUGUUGCUAAUGAAGUCACAGAUUUAAUAAUCCUCCAUGAGCAUCGUGGAAAACCAGAUGGUUUUGUUGUGAGCCAUUUACCCUUUGGCCCUACAGCAUACUUUUCAUUGUCCAAUGUUGUUAUGCGACAUGACAUUCCAAAUGUUGGUAAACUUUCUGAGGCAUUCCCACAUCUUAUUUUCAACAAUUUCAAAUCAAAGCUUGGAAAAAGAGUAAUGGACAUACUGAAGUACCUCUUUCCAGUUCCAAAGGAGGAUAGUAAACGAGUGAUAACCUUUGCCAACCAAGAUGAUUUCAUUUCAUUUCGUCAUCAUACAUACAAAAAAGGUGAUGGAGGAAAGUCUAUUGAAUUAGAUGAAGUAGGGCCUAGGUUUGAAAUGCGGCUCUAUGAACUGCGGCUUGGGACAGUGAGCCAAGUAGAGGCAGAUACUGAAUGGAAACUUAAGCCAUACAUGAACACUUCUUUCAAAAGAAGGCAUUUAGAUGACACUGAAAAGUAACUGCAGUGGGAUCUAUUACCACUGCUUUUAAUAUUAGUAAAAUGUAUCAUUGUUAUGUGUAGGCUACUUAGAUAUGAAAUGCCUAAACUGA